CCCUUCACGACACUAAAAUCAGGGAUGUCAGGUCACUUCUGGUUGUCUCAAAUGGCGAUCAGCCGUUGAACCACCAGCACGGCACAUGGAGGUUAUAAGAACAAGACAAUCCCAGAAUGACUUGUCUAAUUCGUCUUGGCUACUUACACUCCUUCCACUGUCUUCCAUUCACCACCUCAUGACCUUUCUUUCUACACUCCUUCACGUUGAAUCUCUUAUCACAUAACUCCACAAUGGCCACCCCAGCUCAUGCUAACACCCACAACAACGGUCCUAUCGACCACAACGACCUCAACGAAUGGAAGGACCGUUUCAAUGACGUUCUCGCUCGCCCUAGUGAGCACGUCAACUCGAAGUCUCCCGAGACCUCUCGACCUUGGCAAAACGGCUUUUUCGGCUGCUUCAACCCUAUCGACCUUUGCGCUAUCACUUGCUGUGUUCCUUGCGUGACCUUUGGUAAAACCCAUCACCGUCUUCGCAAGAACGGCAGUCUCACGGGCUAUGAGCCUAUCAAUACUUCUUGUCUCAUGUUCUGGGGUUCCACUUGCUUUGGCCUCCAUUGGAUCCCGCUCGCCCUCCAGCGCGCCAACCUUCGUGAGAAGUAUAAUCUCCAGGGCAGCUGUCUCGUCGAUCUUGCUACUGCUUGCUGCUGUGGAUGCUGCGAUCUGAUUCAACAAGAAAAGGAGGCAGAGUUUCGUGAGGCGCAGACUGCUAUCGCAAGCAAGGGCUACGAGGCCACAGCGGGAAUGAGCAUCCCCCAACCUGAGCAGAAAGUCUAAGAAAGAUUUUGUGCACUGAUUACUAGAUGAUUUAAGUUGGUUAUGGGUUGAUUGUGCGCAUGUCCUAUUAUCACUUUGACCCUGCGGUGAUGGACUGAGAUAAUGGUGGUGUUCCGAUUACAAGAGAUGGCCACGUUAAUGUAUUCUUUUCAGUGCCUCAUUUGCUAUCGCUGAGAGUCUGUACCAAUCACCAUUCUUGUCCCAAUUGAUUAGCUGCAUUAUUACUUUUGUUUUGUUCAGAAUUGUGAAAGAUUCGUUAACCACUUCCUGUUGACUGAUACUGAUUCAGAACCUACCUUUAGCCAUACUUCGCAGCCUAGUGAUAUUCAUCCUAGUCUUUGGAUAUUUUGGUAGAUGAGUUUCGAGGUCAGUUCGAGAUAACCAUGAUUUUUCGAGAAAUCGGGGAGCGGAAUUAUCAACUUAUUACCUUUCAAUAUAACCACUUGAUAAGGGUGAACGGCCUCUAUUUAAGCAUCGGCGGUUUGGUAGAAG
This is a messenger RNA of Colletotrichum scovillei, 1271 nucleotides long. RefSeq lists its product as uncharacterized. The transcript is spliced from 2 exons. Bases 234 to 779 code for a protein of 181 amino acids. Lineage: Eukaryota; Fungi; Ascomycota; Sordariomycetes; Glomerellales; Glomerellaceae. The record is from RefSeq and is a predicted model, not a curated record.